Messenger RNA from Diatraea saccharalis (sugarcane borer), 1510 nucleotides. NCBI's taxonomy places the organism in Eukaryota, Metazoa, Arthropoda, Insecta, Lepidoptera, Crambidae. The record is from the annotation of a GenBank genome assembly.
AUCAACUCUUGAAAAGACAGAUGACAAUGACAUACCUACUAAGUCUGUGACAAUGACAGCUUCGAUGACAGCAUUGUUUUCGUCGUAAAAUUUAAUUUGGUUGGAUUCAGUAGAUCAAUUGAAAAAUUAUGGGUAAUGCAGGAAGUAAUCAGGCUAAAGAAUGGCAUCGAGAAACAAUACCUAAGGUGCCUGAUGUUGGCCCGUCGUCACCCGUAAAAGAAGGUGAGGCGUUUACAUUCGAUAAAAAGUCUGAUGAUGUGCGUGGAGGUAGAGAUGAAGAUAGUACUAUUGAAGAUGGGGCACCGUAUUACACAAAAGCAGCUCCUGAAAGCGAGGAAGAAUACAAUGCUCCACGCGAAAGGUCAAACACAUUGACAGAAAGCAAUAAAGACAUUGAUGAAUUGAAAGUGUUACCAACAGUUUUCAAAUGGGAAGGUGGUGGAAAGCAGGUUUACAUAUGUGGUACAUUUACAGAUUGGAAAACAAUUCCUAUGGUAAAAUCUCAUGGAGAUUUUGUUACCAUUAUUGAUCUACCUGAAGGUGAACAUCAAUACAAAUAUUUUGUAGACGGUGAAUGGCGUCAUGACCCAACAGUGAAAGUCAUAGAUAAUGGUAUGGGAUCAAAAAAUAAUUUAGUGACUGUAAAGAUGUCAGACUUUGAAGUGUUUCAAGCACUUGCUAAAGAUAGUGAAGGUGUUCACAGUAGUGCACAGACUGAAUAUUCUCAGGAAAUACCACAGUCUAAACCAUGGGAAAAGGUAUCUGGUCCCCCUAUAUUGCCUCCACAUUUACUUCAAGUUAUAUUGAAUAAGGACACACCUUUAUCAUGUGAACCAACUUUAUUGCCAGAACCAAACCAUGUGAUGUUAAACCACCUUUAUGCCUUAUCUAUAAAAGAUGGAGUUAUGGUGUUGUCUGCAACACAUCGAUAUAGAAAGAAGUAUGUUACCACUUUGCUCUACAAACCCAUUUAAAAACUUGCAAAGUUAUUAUGAAAUUGUUACUGUAUUUCGUUUUAGAUAUAUUGGCAUAGAAAUUAUAUAGUGUACAUAAUUAUAAUAAAGUCAUAAUUUAUUAGUAAGUUUAAGAUUAAUUAGGUUGUUGCAAUUUAAUUGAAAUAAUUGUUAUUGUGAGUUGCAUUCUGGUGUAAGCUACAACAACUUUAUUAAUUUUAUUUAAUAAUACAUUGUCAUUAAGUGAUUGUAUUCAUUUACAACACUACAGUAAGAAUUUUCAGAAUUAUAACAUCUAUGACAUAAAUUUUGCUUAUUACAUAAAAACACUGACUGUAAUCACUUGGAGUCUAAUUUUACCCUGUCUUCAUCAGCUUAUUAUGUCCUCACUACUCGGCGAUAGGUCUUCCUCUUGGGUAGAAUUACAUAGGGAGAAUGAGCCAGAACCCACCUUCCUGGCGGGUAUUAACAACUGCAAAUGCAGCCGGGACCAACGGCUUAACGUGCCUUCCGAAGCAUGGAGUAGCUCGAGAUAAUAAUUUUUUUGGUCACCUAUC